Molecule: messenger RNA, 745 nt
Organism: Lactuca sativa (garden lettuce)
Lineage: Eukaryota; Viridiplantae; Streptophyta; Magnoliopsida; Asterales; Asteraceae
Product: umecyanin
Cellular component (GO): plasma membrane
Molecular function (GO): electron transfer activity
Source: RefSeq, a predicted model, not a curated record
UUCAAAUACGUCUUUCCUUCAAGAUUUCAAAUACGCCUUUCCUUUUCGUGGUUGUUAGUGACAUACUACGCAUCCCUACAUCCAUUCCCUAUAAAUACAAAUCAAAACAUCAUUGGCCUUCAAAAUCCUUCUAGAUAUUCAUAUGAGAUUUCUCUUUGCAAGAAUUUCAAGGACAAAAAAAAUGUCAGGUUUAAAUAUCAAUUUUGUGGUGAUUAUGGCGCUCAUGCUUGCAUCUGUGCAGUUACAUGGCACGGCGGCUCAAACUACCCAUGUGGUCGGUAACGCCUUGGGCUGGAAUAUUCCUCCCAACGGACCUUCUGCUUACACCACGUGGGCGUCAACUCAGACCUUCAGAGUCGGCGAUGUUCUUCUCUUUAACUUCAUCACUGGAUUCCAUAACGUUGUUGAAGUACCGAAGGCGGCGUACGGGCCAUGCACCACCGCCAACACCAUCUCCAUCGCCACCACCGGCCCCGCUAGAGUCACCUUAAACGCACCUGGCACACACUAUUACAUCUGCACCGUUGGAACUCAUUGCCAAAUUGGUCAGAAACUCACCAUCAACGUCUCCGCUAUCUCUACCACCCCUUCACCGACAGCAACACCCGCCUCUCCCGCACCAGUUUCUCCACCCACAGAUAACACCAUUCUACAACCGCCAUCACCCAGUUUUGAUCCAUCUUUCACAUCCGUGGCAUUCAUCUUUUUAUUGGUGAUUGGUUUAUUUAUAUUUUGUAUGAUCUAG